AUACUACUCUAUAUGAUUACAUAAAGUUCAUUAAUGGAAUGAGAUUUUCACUUCUAUGCUCUGUGGCAGUUUAAAAGUUUUUCCUGAUGCCAGAGCACUCACUGUUACAGUAGUCUGUAGACUGAAAUAUCACCCAUGUGCUGUUUAGAUUAUGGGCAUACUCUGCAAAACACAGCAUGAAUAUAGCAUGAAUAUUUUAAUUUGUAGUUUUUCUACAUAGAAAUCACUUCCAUGCCAAAAAAUAUCCUAAUUUAAAUAUCUGCUCUGUACUCUGUCAGUGUCUGGCGUAAAGGGCACUUUGAUUAACAUGAGUGUGCACUGAACACAGUGUUACAGCAGUCUGGUGUAAAUGGGGAUUAAGAGGAGCUCUGUUUGAGAUUUAUGUACAGAUGAGGAGAUGAGAAAGCUGGACAGACUGAAGGACUAAAGCUCUGCUGCAUCACUCUCUUUAGGAAGACAUGAAGCAAAAAUCUCACUGACAUCGAAUGGCAUUGGAUGUUUUUAUUUGUGACUCUCCUGAUCCUCUACGGCUUUAUGGAAUCUCAAUCAGAGCGAUUAAAGGUUUUUGGUCCAGAAGGUCCUCUUGAUGCUGUAGCUGGUGAAGAUCUGGUUCUGCCAUGUUUUAUCAAACCCAGCACGAGCGCUGUGGACAUGACAGUGGAGUGGAUGAGACUAGAGGAAGUGGCUUCAUUAGUGCAUCUCUAUAAAGAUCAGAAAGAGAAAAAUGAAAAGCAGGCUCAGCCCUACAAAGGAAGAACAUCACUGUUUAAAGAGGAGCUACAGAAAGGCAACGCUUCACUCAAACUCUCAGCUCUCCGAGUCUCUGAUGAAGGAGAAUAUAAGUGUCUCAUUGAAGACAAGUCCUGGUAUGAUGACAUCACUGUUCACAUCACUGUUAAGGUUCUGGGAAGCCACCCAGUGAUCACGAUGGAGAGUUAUGAUAACUCAGGAGGGAUUAAUCUAGUGUGUGAGUCCAGAGGCUGGAAUCCUGAACCUGAGGUUCUGUGGAUGGACAGAGAAGGAGCCACUCUGCCUGCUGAAGCUACACAGAUACACAGAGACACCGAGGGCUUCAUUGUGAAACGCCACGUCACUGUUUAUGAUUAUAGCGACUCCAACAGAUUUUACUGCAGACUUCAACAAAAACAUCACAUGAUGGAGGCAGAGGUCAUCAUUAAUAGUAAAGUCUUUGGUGUUUGGAAGUGGGUUGUCGGCAUUUCAGUUUCAGCAUGUGUUAUUGCUGUCGGAUUGAUAGUAACUGCGGUUAUCUGUUACAAGAAAGUCUCAGGGCUUCAGAAGGAGAAGAGAUACGCAGAGUUGAUAAAGAAGAAGUUGUUUGCAGUGGAUGUGACUCUGGAUCCUGAUACAGCUCAUCCCAAUCUCAUCCUGUCUGCUGAUGAAAAACAAGUGACGUGUGGAGACACAGAACAGGAUCUCCCUGAUACACCACAGAGGUUUACUUCUUAUUCCUGUGUUGUGGGAAAGGAGAGUUUCUCCUCAGGGAGAUUUUAUUAUGAGGUGCAGGUCAGAGGGAAAACUGCAUGGGUAUUAGGAGUCGUGAGAGAGAACAUUAACAGGAAGGAGUGGAUUCCAUGGAAACCUCAGAGUGGAUUCUGGACUGUGGAACUGAGGAAUGAGAAUCAGUACUGGGCUCGUGCUGAUGUUCGCCUCACACUGCGAGAGAAGGUGGAGAAGGUGGGGGUGUUUGUGGAUUAUGAGGAGGGUCUGGUCUCCUUUUAUGAUGUGAAGUCCAGCUCUCAUAUCUACUCUUUCACUGCUCAGUUUUUCACUGAGAAACUCUAUCCUUUCUUCAGUCCUUGUUUAAAUGAAGGAGGUAAAAAUUCAGCGCCACUGAUCGUCUCUCCUGUAUUUAACACUGAAUGAAUUUUCACCUCACACAUUUAAUCAUCUAUUAAAUGGUGAGAAUAAAAAGAAAUAUUUUACUUUUUUGGUGAAUUUUAGAAAUACAUAUUUCCUUUUAAAGUGCUGUACAGUUUAUUUUAAUACCUGGGGUUUGUUUUUAAUUUUAAUCCUACAGUCUGUUUUUUUACACAUUAUGAUUGUGGAACUUUGUCAUUACAAAUCAAAUAUUAAUAAAGAUCAUUUACAGUUCACACUGAGUUUUACUGCAGAAUUGAAUCUGAUCAAUAAAAUGGAUUAAGUUCAGCUGCUGAUGUCUGUGUAGAUACAACCGAACAAAACUGUUUCUCCUUCAACCUCCAUCAAACACAAAUACAAUCAAAUUCAUCUUUUAUUUAGAAAUAAAAAUGUCAGGGUUAUUCUGUUCUUAAAAAAAGAAAGAAAUGAAUG
Messenger RNA from Pangasianodon hypophthalmus (striped catfish), 2310 nucleotides. RefSeq names its product butyrophilin subfamily 1 member A1-like. The record is from RefSeq and is a predicted model, not a curated record. Gene Ontology annotation, molecular function: protein binding. The transcript is spliced from 8 exons. NCBI's taxonomy places the organism in Eukaryota, Metazoa, Chordata, Actinopteri, Siluriformes, Pangasiidae. The coding region runs from base 496 to 1884 and encodes 462 amino acids.